GCAGGAUUUAAUACAAAAGGUCAGGCUAGAAUAAUACCUUUCCACCAAAAGGAAGUUGAACUCUACUUGGCGAUGAAAGGAAGGGAGUUGCUGCUGUUACUGAAGGAUGGCGGAGAAGCAACGGAUACUUCAGGUUCCAGUGAAUGGCCAGCUUAUAACACCAGCCAACAUCAGAGAGAAAAAGCUCCUCAAGCCUAAGAAGAAGAGGAAAGCCCAGUGCUCAGACAAGGAGGUGCUGAAAGACCUUUCUGUGCAAAAAGACAAACUGCAGGAGGAGGAAGGAGUUUGGCAGACCAAGAUCAGCAGCCGAGAAAAGAGACACUUAAGGAAGGAAAGGCUGAAACAAAAAGAAGACCUCAGCAGAGCAUCCCUGGGUAGCUCGGCGGCUGAACCAGCCUUUGACUGGGAUGAGAAGGGAGCGGUGUGGCCACUCACAGAGGACAUCAGUGGCAGUGGAAAAGGUGCUCUCAUUGCCAAGGCAGAGUGUGGGACCAUGCUGAAGGCCUCAGGAGCCAUACGGGAAGAAUCAGUGUCCUCCCCAUCAGAGGAGGAUGUUUUCUCCAAUGUAGGAACAUGGGAUAUUGCGGAAGUAAAAUCCUGUCCUGUGACCUUUGGGACUUUAUCAGAGCUGUCCAGGGAGUUAGAUAAGAUGAAGAGUAAAUCGUCCGAAGACAGUCCUUCCAGAUGCUGUUGGCACACCAGCUCGACUUUCCUCCCCACAGACGAUGCGUGGCAAGGGCAGGACGAUCCUUCAGCGAUUGACCUAGACUCUGACUGGAAGGCUCCCACGGAAGAGUGGGGAAACUGGACAGGACAUGAGGAGCAUCAGGCAGGGGACGAGAAGGUGAAGGAUUUGCCAAAAAGCAAAGCAGGAAUUCAUUUCUGCCUUUCUGGAUUGAAAAGCAAAACGCAGAGGAAGAAGAAGAAAAUUGAGGUGAUGGAAGAAAAGGGUGGAGCUGGACUCAGGCAUCCCCAGGAAGGUUUGGAAACAAGAAUGGAAGAAGGCCCAAGGGACUUGAUAUCUACAAAACAUAGCAGUGAUGCGGUCUGUGCUUCCUUCAAAAAAUCCCUGGAUGUUGCUAAUAAUUCAUCCAAUAAUGGUGUACCUGGGAAUAAGGAGAGGAGGAAGAGGAAGAAAAUGAAGAAAGAGACUUGAGGGAUCUGUGCAGCUGCCAGAGCAACAACCCAACGGGGCAGACGUGCCCAUGGGCUGCAAGGAUUCUGCUUUCUGCCAUGCCGCGCUGAGCCCAAAGUCAAGAGAGGCUCUAGGAGACCUCCCAGCAAGAGGAAGAGGAGGAGAGGAGCAGCGAGAGAGCCGGAGAGCGUGAGUGUGUGAGCGAGGGGAGAGAAUGAGCACGCUGUGCACAGGAGGGAGCGGUGAAACGGAGCGGUUGUUCAUUACAAACUGCUGCCCUUGAUUAAAAGCUGUUGAAUGGGUUUUGACUGAGUUGCAUCGAGUCCUUUCAGUUCUUCACUGUCAUGUUGUUUGUCAUCUUGUAGUGUUAUACGCCAGUGUAGAAGCAGUCGGGACCUACCUGACCGUGAUUGUACUUAGGUUCCACGAAGGGUCCACCAGCUGGUCUCUGGCAUUUUUGCAGCAGUGCUCCUCCACAGGCUAGUAAUGGCCAGAAGGAAGCACUGUUCAGAGACAAAGGGAGAAUAACGCGGAUCAUUGUCCAGCCUCCUAAAUCUUUUAAAUUGUUCUUGGCUGCUACAGUCAGACUUUUGCCUCAUACCUUGACAUAUUUAUACUUCUCACCUCACAUCAGGCUAGCUUGCUCCACCAGGGAAAAUUUCUAAGAGGAGAUCUUAAACUCAUUUAGAAAGAUGGUCUAAACCUUUUUUUUUUUUCUCCUCAGAUUUCAUGGUGGGCUAAAGAUUAAAGUCUGUAUGUCCAAAGCAUGCUGCAUUUGUACUUAGAGUUGACUGAAGUAACUUUUUGAAAUCACUUUUAUUACUCUGAUGUUUAGAAGUUUAUCAUUUUGUUACUUAAAUACUGUGAAUGAAAUUUUUAAAAAUGUCAUUUUAAUAUUUAUUAAAGAGUGUGUAUUUGUUAUUGUCAGAGGGGUUAUAGCAUGGAGGAGGGAAUACAUUGCAAUCGAAUACUGUGGUUUAUAAAUAGCGCUGAGCUGACACCACUAAAAGCUGAAGGCCUUUAUCCCUGGAGGAGCUGCAGCUCUGGUGGUACCUGUGAGGGUUUCCUAGACGGUCCUGAGACUGUGCCUGCACCUGACCCACCCUAGAAGGGCUGCCCAGAUGGACGAGAUAAUGAUUGUCAAAUCUCCAUUCGCAUCUGACUUUGUGCCUUUGGAGACUGCAUGAGAUACUAAUGCAUGUUAAACAUAUGCACGUUCCUAGGCAUUGGGCUGAUGCUGAGACUCAAUUUCACGUCAGACACUGAUUAACCGGGGAUGUUAAUGGCUUUAUACCGCUACACCAGCACUUCUGUUUGCAUCACGGAGCCAGACGUGCUCUGUGCUCCCGCUGUUGCAGCCGCCAGUCCCCGACGGUGGCUUGUCUGAGCCUUGCCUGCAGCUCAGCAUUUUUACCUGAGAGCCUUCCUCUGUGGCUUCCCAGCUGUCAGAGCAGCUGUCUCCUUCAGAGAAGCACUUAAUCACAGCAACAUACUUGUGUUUGGAGCUCGGCUACUAUAUGUUAAAGGGCAGCUCUCUCGCGCUGUGGGUUUUGGGGGUAACCACCUGUACAGCGUGCCCUGAAAUCUAGCACAGCAGGAUUGUUUCAGACAGGGGAGGGGUCAUCUUUAACUGAUGCCACUUCGCAGCCCACUGUCUAGAAUCUGCACGUCUCGGUGUUCGUGUCCCAGUGUAAGGGACAUACAGGCAGUUUAUGAAUUGACUGAAUAGACCAAAGGGCUUUUAUCUGGAAACUAACUGGUUUGGAGCAGAUGCCUAACAAGAAAACGCAUGGCCUCACUGGAGAAACGAGUACGGCAAGUUCAAGGAUUUAGAAGAUGUGUUAAUGAGUAUGUGGGUAAUGAGUAAAGUUCUGCUAUCUCUGAAGCCAGUGGAAAACAUUCAUUGACCUCAUUGGAGCCAGGAUGUUGCCCAAGGUCUUUGUUUGGCAUUAAAGAUAACCUCUGUGAUCCAAAAAAAAAAAAAAAAA
This is a messenger RNA of Calidris pugnax (ruff), 3123 nucleotides long. RefSeq names its product protein LYRIC-like. Gene Ontology annotation, molecular function: transcription coregulator activity. Lineage: Eukaryota; Metazoa; Chordata; Aves; Charadriiformes; Scolopacidae. The coding region runs from base 107 to 1156 and encodes 349 amino acids. The transcript has 11 exons. Gene Ontology annotation, cellular component: nucleus. The record is from RefSeq and is a predicted model, not a curated record. Gene Ontology annotation, biological process: negative regulation of apoptotic process; positive regulation of angiogenesis; regulation of transcription by RNA polymerase II.